UUGAACGACUGCAUUCAAGUAACUUACUGAAUACGUUUCUAGCAGAUUUAAUUAGGUUUAAAUAAAUUUUUAGUAAUACGUAUUUAUUAGAAUGCGUACUAGCAUUGCAAUUUUAUUGCUUGCUAUCGUUGCGGUAGUAUCGGCAGGAACCUUGGGUAAUGGUUGCUGUGGCGGCGGCGGUGGCGGUGGAUAUGGUGGCGGCGGCGGUGGUGGAGGAGGCAAGGGUCCUUGGCAAAGCAGUGGUGGUGGUGGUGGAUUCGGUAGCAGUGGCGGUGGAGGUGGACUAGGUGGUUAUGGAGGCGGAGGCAAUGGCGGUGGUAAAAAUGGCAAAUUUAGUAAUGGAGGUGGUGGUGGUGGUUAUGGCAAUGGUGGACGUGGAGGAGGCGGUGGCGGAUGGCAACCAAGUGGAGGCGGUGGUGGUGGUGGCGGUUAUGGAGGUGGAAAAGGAGGCGGCGGCGGCAGAAACGGAGGUUUUGGCGGCGGUGGCAAAGGCGGCGGUGGUGGUCAUGGAGGUGGUGGUGGUCAUGGAGGCGGUGGUGGUGGAUAUGGUGGUGGAUUAGGCGGUGGAUUCGGUGGAGGUGGAGGUGGCAGAGGAAAAGGUGGCGGUGGCGGUCGCGGCGGUGGUGGCUAUGGCGGUGGUGGUCAUGGCGGUGGUGGUAAUGGUGGUAAAGGAAAAGGCGGCGGUGGUUAUUGGUGAAUCAAUAACGUCUAAAAAGCCAUACAAACGAUACAUUUGCAAUAAUAAAGUGCCAAUUCACUGCGUUAAGCUAACAACUCAAAUUAAGUUUAGAUUUUUUGUGUUCAUUUGCAUCUUUUAAUAAAGUCCAGAAUUACAUAAAAACCUACA
Molecule: messenger RNA, 847 nt
Organism: Teleopsis dalmanni
Lineage: Eukaryota; Metazoa; Arthropoda; Insecta; Diptera; Diopsidae
Product: acanthoscurrin-2-like
Exons: 1
Coding region: 92-697 (201 amino acids)
Source: RefSeq, a predicted model, not a curated record